Molecule: messenger RNA, 477 nt
Organism: Planococcus citri (citrus mealybug)
Lineage: Eukaryota; Metazoa; Arthropoda; Insecta; Hemiptera; Pseudococcidae
Exons: 3
Coding region: 1-477 (158 amino acids)
Cellular component (GO): cytoplasm
Molecular function (GO): protein binding
Source: RefSeq, a predicted model, not a curated record
AUGUACAAGAAUUUUUCUUUACAGAAAUCUCUACAAGAAUUAAACAUAUCAGAUAAUGGGAUCACAACGUUGAAAGAUUUACACCCCUUGUACAAUUUAACAUUCUUGGACGUCAGCAAUAAUUUACUAUCGAAUUUGGUAGAUAUUUGUGACGCUGUAAGAAAUUGGAGACGUUUGAAAACCCUGCAAAUUGAUGGGAAUUUGAUAUCCAAACGCAAACGUUACGAAUACGAGAUUAUUCCUGUGGCUCCAAACUUGGUCACCUUAAGCAACAGACAAAUUAAUAACGCUACGAGAAUAUUUUUGCAAGCUCUACAGAAGAUUCGAAGUAAUCGACAGAAGAAACAGAAAUACACCGGAACGCCAUUUAGCUCGGAAACGAGAAGUUUCGUUCAUCAACUCCCUUUGGAAUUCCAGGAGAUAGUUUCGAGAUCGAUAAUGCAUAAGAGGAAACUACUCCAGCCUUUACAUUGUUGA